Molecule: messenger RNA, 369 nt
Organism: Didymodactylos carnosus
Lineage: Eukaryota; Metazoa; Rotifera; Eurotatoria; Philodinida; Philodinidae
Source: the annotation of a GenBank genome assembly
AUGUUUGGGACUUCCGGGCCCUUGUCGUACCCUCGUAUGAGCGAGGACUCAGAAGUCACAAACAUCGCACCUUCGGGUCGAGGGCUCGGAAGUCCCGAACAUCUCUGCUCGAUGGCUCGAAAUUUUUCUCGAGGGCUCGCCACGUAUCUGAAAUCCGAGGGCUCGAAAAUCGAUACCCCUCGAAAGCUUAUAUCGAGGGUCUCAAGUGCCAAUUUCCGAGGGUUCGAGCCCUCAGCGACGGCCUAUUUUCGAGUACUAGCCGCACCCCUCGAACGAAUUUUUUCAUCUACAUGGAUUCAGCUUGAUGAUGUUGAAACGAAUGUUCAUCACGUAACAAUUGAACAAAUUCAUAAAUAUGAGGAUGAAUAG